Molecule: messenger RNA, 1845 nt
Organism: Ziziphus jujuba (common jujube)
Lineage: Eukaryota; Viridiplantae; Streptophyta; Magnoliopsida; Rosales; Rhamnaceae
Product: beta-amyrin 11-oxidase
Exons: 8
Coding region: 162-1631 (489 amino acids)
Biological process (GO): sterol metabolic process; brassinosteroid homeostasis; brassinosteroid biosynthetic process
Cellular component (GO): endoplasmic reticulum
Molecular function (GO): heme binding; iron ion binding; ent-kaurenoic acid monooxygenase activity
Source: RefSeq, a predicted model, not a curated record
GAUUCUAGAACAAUCCGUGUGAAAAUACACAGAAUUAUUAUUAUUGUUGUUUUUAAAAACUUGUGCUCCACUUAGCUCUCAUUACUUGUUUCUUGUACUAUAUAGAAGUGAGAUUGCUGGGCUUGGAUGGUCUUCAAGAUUGAGAAACCGAAGUGAAAAAAAUGGAGAAAGAAUUGGUUUGGACGAUUGUCGGGGUGUUGGUGGGAGGGUAUGUAUUUUUGUUCGGGUUUGUGGGAAAACUAAAUGACUGGUAUUACAGCUUCAAGUUAAAGAGGAAAGAAGUGCCUCUUCCACCUGGUGAUCUUGGAUGGCCUGGUAUUGGCAAAAUGUUGAACUUCAUCAAAGCUUCCAAAUUUGGUGACCCUGAUUCUUUCAUCUUCGAUCUUUUUAAAAAAUAUGGUAGAACUGGGAUCUACAAGACUCACUUGUUAUCAAGUCCAACUGUCAUAGUCUGCUCGCCGGAUACUUGCCGGAAAAUAUUGGCCGACGACGAAAAUUUCACCCUUGGUUAUCCCCAAACCAGCAAGAUCUUGGCCGGAAAAAGAUCGUUCCACAGCAUAUCGAAAUCGGAACAUAAGCGUCUGAGACGGCUAACCACAUCAAUCCUCAAUGGCCAUGAAGCUCUGUCCAUGUAUGUUGGUCACAUUGAACACAAUGUGAUUAACUCCCUUGAAGAAUGGUCAAGAUUGAACCGUCCAAUUGAAGUUCUACCAGAGCUGAAGAGGAUUGUUUUCAAGGUCAUUACACAUAUUUUCAUGGGUGCUGAUGAUGAUCCGGUUGUGGCUGAUAUGGAGAGCUUGUUCACAGAAUUGCAUGCUGGGUUGUUUUCCUUGAAUGUCAAUUUGCCUGGCUUUGCUUUCCACAGAGCAAUCAAGGCAAGGAAGAAGUUGGUGAAAAUUCUUUCAUAUGUGAUAGAGAAAAAAACAAAAGCAUUGAACAAAGAACCAGAAAAGGGGAAGAGAGAUAUGAUUGAUCUGCUAAUGGCUGUGGAAGAUGAUGAUGGUAGAAAAUUAGAGGAGGAAGAUAUUAUAGAUUUGUUGAUCAUGUUCUUGGUUGCUGGACAUGAAAGCUCAGCUCUAGGUACCAUGUGGGGUUUGAUCAACUUGGCUGAAAAUCCUGAAGUUUUCAAAAAGGCCAAGGAGGAGCAAGAGAUGAUUGUGAGAAAUAGACCAUCUACUCAGAAAGGAUUGACUCUUAGGGAAAUCAAGUCAAUGACAUAUCUUCCCAGGGUGAUUGAUGAGAUGAUGAGGAAAACUAGUAUUAACUUCGCAGCUUUCAGGCAUGCAAUUGAGGAUGUCAACAUCAAUGGUUAUCUGAUACCAAAAGGAUGGAAAAUUUUAGUUUGGUACAGAGCUAUUCAUAUGGAUCCACAAAUCCAUCCCAAUCCACGUGAAUUCAAUCUAGAAAGAUGGGAUAAUGAUGGAGUGAAAACUGGGGCUUUCGUUCCCUUUGGGGCAGGAACCAGAAUUUGCCCCGGAAGAGACUUGGCCAAGCUUGAGAUGUCCAUUUUCCUUCAUUACUUCCUACUUAACUAUAAACUUGAGAAGGUGAAUCCAAAAUGCCCAGUGACCUACAUACCAGUACCAAGGCCUACAGACAACUGCCUAGCAAAAAUUGUAAAAGUGGCGUAAUAUGAUAUAUAUUUUCAGAUAUAUGUAUGGUGUGCCGUGUAGCUUCGGUUUCAAAAUAUUUCUUCUACGGUUUCUCUGUUUCAUUCUAUGUUUAGCUGUAAUAGAACAUUUUAUGUUGUCCUAAAAGAUACCACCAAAUUCAGUGUGAUAUAUUUAGCUUAAUUUUUAAGAUUGGUGAAAAUAAAUUUCACACUAUAUUUGCAGCUAGCAGCAA